Molecule: messenger RNA, 489 nt
Organism: Zingiber officinale
Lineage: Eukaryota; Viridiplantae; Streptophyta; Magnoliopsida; Zingiberales; Zingiberaceae
Product: probable protein NAP1
Exons: 4
Coding region: 16-327 (103 amino acids)
Source: RefSeq, a predicted model, not a curated record
GGCUCGUUACAGGGUAUGGACUCCUCCUUGUCUCCGUCUUCUUCCAGCGGUUCCUCUUCCCGUCCGUGUCCGGAAGCGAUGAUGGAGCGGCUCAAAUCCCAGCUCGAGGUAGCGUACGCCGAGGAGUUCCUUCAGGUAGUAUUGAAGGAACACUUGGUUCUAACUUUGUUUAGAGAUGAGUAUGAUCUAUUACAUGAAGAUUAUCAGCUUUUUCUUCUUCCAAGCAUUUUGGAAUCCAAAAAGUUAGCUAAAUCUAGACGAGCGAAACAAAAGUAUGCAGAUUUGGAAUAUAAUGUGGCAAAACAAGUUGAGAAGAUGAUAAGUUAAAGAAAGGAAAAAGAGCUUAGUAUAUGUCAUUUGUGGAUCCUGGUCACAUAUCUACAUGCGGUGUGGGCGAAGAAGACAGUAAAUUGACAGUAUGUAUUGUGACAGUGGGGUCAAGAUAUAUAAUGCAUCAAGGGAUAUUUCAAAAGGACCAGGUGUUAAACA